This is a messenger RNA of Perca flavescens (yellow perch), 731 nucleotides long. It is a transcript of the gene supt4h1, whose product is annotated as SPT4 homolog, DSIF elongation factor subunit. The transcript has 5 exons. Gene Ontology annotation, biological process: regulation of DNA-templated transcription; transcription elongation-coupled chromatin remodeling; transcription elongation by RNA polymerase II. Gene Ontology annotation, cellular component: nucleus; DSIF complex. Lineage: Eukaryota; Metazoa; Chordata; Actinopteri; Perciformes; Percidae. The coding region runs from base 126 to 479 and encodes 117 amino acids. The record is from RefSeq and is a predicted model, not a curated record. Gene Ontology annotation, molecular function: RNA polymerase II complex binding; zinc ion binding.
GCUGGUCUUUUACUAGGUCCUCACAGUCAGUGACGUAAAUCUCCAGCGACUGAGACAUAUUCAAAACAUUAAUCCGUUUGAUAUUUGGGUAUUACGAUCGCUUUUUCUCCAGGAGCAUAAACAUAAUGGCAUUGGAAACGGUCCCCAAAGACCUUCGCCAUCUGCGUGCCUGCCUUCUUUGUUCUUUAGUGAAGACCAUUGACCAGUUUGAAUACGACGGCUGUGACAACUGUGAGUCGUACCUUCAGAUGAAGGGGAACAGAGAGAUGGUUUAUGAAUGCACAAGUUCCUCGUUUGAUGGCGUAAUAUCCAUGAUGAGUCCUGAGGACAGCUGGGUAGCUAAAUGGCAGAGGAUAGGCAACUUCAAGCCCGGUGUAUAUGCAGUGUCAGUGACAGGAAGACUACCUCCAGGCGUGGUGAGAGAGUUGAAAAGCAGAGGAGUGAUCUACAAAUCCAGAGAUACAGCAGUGAAGACAUAAACCUGGCUGCUUCCAAUUGUCUGACUAGCCACACCAGAGUGGUAUCCUACUGCAGCACCAACUCCUGGAAGACAUAACAACAGCGGGACUCAAUUUGAUCAUGUCUGUGAUGUCUUAUAGGACUGCCCUCCAACUGUUCAAUUUUUGUUUGUUGUGAUUAGAAAUAUUAGCAUGCAUGCUUACACGGGGAGAAGUGUUUUUUAUUUCUUUGAUUUAUUAAGAAAAAAAAUAAAGGUCUGUUUUUAUUAGAAA